This is a messenger RNA of Gasterosteus aculeatus aculeatus (three-spined stickleback), 6190 nucleotides long. RefSeq names its product DEP domain containing 5, GATOR1 subcomplex subunit (gene depdc5). NCBI's taxonomy places the organism in Eukaryota, Metazoa, Chordata, Actinopteri, Perciformes, Gasterosteidae. Gene Ontology annotation, biological process: negative regulation of TORC1 signaling; positive regulation of autophagy; intracellular signal transduction. Gene Ontology annotation, cellular component: lysosomal membrane; GATOR1 complex. Gene Ontology annotation, molecular function: GTPase activator activity. The record is from RefSeq and is a predicted model, not a curated record.
ACGCGCGGCCGUGUUUGGGGAGGAAGUCGGUGUCAGGUUGGCGCAGUUAACGCUGCUAGCUAAAUGUAUUUCAUUUCCUCGGGAAAACAGCAGGCGCCGCUUAUUUCAACUCCGUGGACGUAUUUGAAUAGAUAGCUGGACGUUAUGUAGCGUCGCAAAGUGUUUGUGUUGGUAUUUAGUCCAGCGGCUGCUAAAGGUCCUAAAUUAGACACGCGAGGGUAGCAAGAUGUCAGCGGGAGCUAACGUCAGUUUGAGUGUUUGAGGACAGACUAAGGAAACUUUACUGCUUCAUUUGUUCUCUGUGUUCAUCCGUCCUGUCGACUACUAUCUGUACCAGCUUAUAAGAGCCUGUAGGUACUUUAGGUUAGGUAGUUAACGUUAGUUAGGUAGUUAACGUUAGUUAGUUAGCAUAGGGCACUUCUUCCUGCAUAAACACACACAGGACUACUAACAGUAAAAUGAAGAUGAAUGGAGUUAUAACGUGUAGCUUGGAGAGGCGUUAACCUCUGUGUGAAGCCCAGCUGGCCCAUCAUGAAGAACAACAAGUCAUACAAGCUUGUGCUGCACAAGAAGGGUUUUGGAGGAAGCGAGGAUGAGUUGGUUGUCAACCCAAAAGUUUUCCCUCAUGUCAGUCUGAGGGAUAUCAUCGAGAUCGCACACCCUUCAGAUGAAUACAGUCCUCUGCUGCUGCAAGUGAAGAGCCUCAAAGAGGACCUCCAGAAAGAGACAAUCAGUGUGGACCAGACUGUGGCACAAGCCUUCAAGCUGCGUGCCUACCAGGAUGUCAUUGUCAACAUUGUUGAGCCAAAGGAUGUGACUCUGGACCUGGUGGAGCUGACAUUUAAGGACCAGUACAUCGGCAGAGGAGACAUGUGGAGACUGAAGAAGAGUCUGGUGAGCACGUGUGCUUAUGUGACGCAGAAAGUGGAGUUUGCGGGAAUAAGAGCCCAGGCCAGUGAGCUGUGGGUGAAGGGAGAGAAGGUGACCUGUGGGUACAUCAGUGAAGACUCCCGGGUGGUGUUCAGAUCCACGUCUGCAAUGGUGUACAUCUUCAUCCAGAUGAGUUGUGAGAUGUGGGACUUUGACAUCUAUGGUGAUCUCUACUUCGAGAAGGCUGUAAAUGGUUUCCUGUCGGACCUUUUCGCCAAGUGGAAGGAGAAGAACUGCAGUCAUGAGGUGACAGUUGUACUUUUCUCCCGUACAUUCUACAACGCCAAAACUAUUGAUGAAUUCCCUGAGAUUCUGAGAGGGUCCAUCAGACAGGACCACGAGGGACGUUUUUAUGAAGACUUUUACAGAGUGGUGGCUCAGAAUGAGAGACGGGACGAGUGGACGUCCCUGCUGGUCACGAUCAAGAAGCUCUUCAUUCAGUACCCUGUCCUGGUGCGGCUCAAAGAAGCAGAUGGUUUUCCUGUUGGUUACAACUCAACUGCUGCUGAAGGAAACUACUUGGAGGCCAUUAACCUUUCCUUCAAUGUGUUCGACAAGCACUACAUCAACCGUAACUUUGACCGCACCGGCCAGAUGUCAGUGGUCAUCACACCUGGAGUGGGAGUGUUUGAAGUCGACCGGCUGCUCAUGAUUCUCACCAAACAGCGUAUGAUUGACAACGGUAUUGGGGUCGACUUGGUGUGCAUGGGGGAGCAGCCGUUGCAUGCAGUACCCUUAUUCAAGCUGCACAACAGGACGGCACCUGGAGACUCCCGUGUAGGAGACGACUAUAACCUUCCUCACUGGAUCAACCACAGCUUCUACACCUCAAAGAGUCAGAACUCUUGCAGCUCCUUCACCCCUCGAAUCAAACUGGCUGGCCGCAAGCUUCAUGCUGAGAAAUCCAAGAGCAGCAAGGAACACACUCUCUGUGCGUCUAAGGAAUCUGAAAACAGCCUGCCCAUUCAGGUGGACUACGACGCUUAUGACGCUCAGGUGUUCAGACUACCUGGUCCCUCACGGAUUCAGAGGAGCACCAACUUCAGGAUGGUUCGAGACAAAGAGACGGGUGUGAGGAAGAGCUGGGGCUCGGUGGACGUCACCGCGGGCAUCGGCGUGUCCCCUCCCGUUCGCCCCGGGUGUCCGGAGGAGCAGUGCAGCCUGGCCUCUGAUGACAGUCUGGGCCCGGUGUCCAACAUGCUGCUCAUACCCCGCAUGCCUUCUGUCCAGUAUGAAGUCAGCAGCUCCCUGGGAUACACCAGCACCAGAGAGCUGUUGGACAAGAUGAUGGACUCUCAGCGGGACUCUAGUGCCCCGGGCAGGUUCACAGUGGGAAGCGCCGAGUCCACUUUACACAUCCGUCCUGGAGGUUACACCCCUCAGAGAGCACUCAUAAACCCCUUCACCCCAUCACGAAUGCCCAUGAAGCUCACCUCCAACCGGCGGCGGUGGAUGCACACCUUCCCUGUCGGUCCUUCUGGAGAAGCGAUCCAGAUCCACCACCAGACCAGACAGAACAUGGCGGAGCUGCAGGGCAGCCAGCAGAGGGAUCCCGCCCACACCUCGGCGGAGCUGCUGGAACUGGCCUAUCACGAGGCCACUGGGAGGCGAACAGCGUCCCGGCACGCAGGGGAGAAUGGCCUGUGCGUUGGUGGAGGAGCGGGGGAGUUUACUGAGAGUCCAGGGAGCAACAACAGUGGAAAUCUCAACAACCGCGGCUCCACAUCUCAGGACCUGUCCCUCGGUGGUGCCGAUCCAACCCUGCUGCUGUCUGCACCCCCCACAGUGCCCAGCUUCUGCUGCACAGUGGGGGUGGACUGGAAGUCUCUGACCACGCCGGCCUGCCUGCCUCUCACCACCGACUACUUCCCCGACCGCCAGGCGCUGCAGAACGACUACACCGAAGGCUGCUAUGACCUGCUGCCGCACAGCGACCUGGAAAGGCGGGAGGACGAAGCCCCCGUGAUGGGUGCGUCGCAGGUGUUUGAGGAGUUCAUCUGUCAGCGCUUGAUGCAGGGCUACCAGAUCAUUGUCCAAACCAGCCACAGGAAAGCGCCGCCCACUGUGGCCCCGCCGCUCGGCAGCAGUCCGCUUUACUCCCGAGGUUUGGUGUCCCUGCGUCGCGCGGAGGAGGAGGAGACGGUCUACUGGCUCAGUAUGGGCCGCACUUUCCAUAAAGUUUGCCUCAAAGACAAGAUCAUCACUGUCACUCGCUACCUGCCCAAGUACCCGUACGAGUCGGCACAGAUCCAGUACAGCUACAGCCUCUGCCCGCCGCACUCUGAUGCGCACUUUGUGUCCUGCUGGGUGGAGUUUGGCCACGAGAGGCUGGAGGAGUACAAGUGGAACUACCUGGACCAGUACAUCUGUUCUGCUGGCUCGGAGGACUUCAGUCUGAUCGAGUCGCUGAAGUUCUGGAGGACUCGCUUCCUCCUGCUGCCGGCCGGAGGCGCCAAGCGGGCGGCGGUUGGGGAGGGGCACUGGGAUGUUUAUGGGGAGGGAGCAGGUGCCGGGAUGUGUGGCAGUGGGGACUGGGUCCUCCUCGAUGGCUUCAUCCGUUUCCUGGAGGGUCUGAACCGCAUUCGGAGACGCCAUCGCUCCGACCGGAUCAUCCGACAGAAGGGCACACCUAUGAAAGCACUGCAGGUCACUAGUCCUCUUCCCCAGUACCCCACGGAGCCUGCGGGGCCCCCACAAGGCAAAAAAGGCACCUCGGCUUUAUCGGCCCUGCUGGAGAUGGAGCAGAACCAGAAGUCUCUGGAGGAGCAGCAGCAGCAGGCGAAGCCGUCCACGGCCGUCAGUGAGCCCCCAAGCGUUACCGCAGCGGCGCCAUAUGUGGACAGCCCCCGCAAGGACGCUGCCUUUAUUUUGGAUUUUAUACGUAGCCCUCGCUCUUCCUACAUCCCUCACUCUCAGGCGGCUGAAGGCAGCGAGGUGGCAGAUAAAGGAGUCCAGCCAGCAGUCCCAGCAGGAGCAGCGCAGCCUGCAGGAGAGACGGCAGCCGGCAGCUCCUCAGACGCCAGUGGGCACUCUGCCGCAGGAGCCCUGUGUCUGUCCUCCACCUCCACCCUCAUGGAGAUCCUGGAGGCCAUCAAACAUCCCACGACCGGUGUGCAGCUGCUGCCAGAGCAGAAAGGACUUCCACUCAACUGCUUCAUUAGCGCAGAGGUCGUUCAAUGGCUGGGUCAACAAUGUGGAGGCGUGGCCACACAUGGGAUGGCGGUGGAUAUCAUGCAGAAGAUGCUGGAUGAAGGUGUGGUGGCCCACGCUUCUGGAGAUGCCAUGCGCACCUUUGUCUACGGCUUCUACUUCUACAGGAUUGUGGGAGAGAAGGAUGACCCGACCUCCCAGCUCCCCCCCACCGCGGCUGGAGGCUGGUCUGCUGCGGCCCUGGAGGACUUUGCUCUGUUCCAGCGGAAGUGGUUCGAGGUGGCCUUUGUGCUGGAGGAGCGGCGACCCUGCGACCUCCCGGCCUUCCUCCUGCCCUGGCUGCCCAGCCGGCCGGCCUCCUACGCAAGUAGGCACAGCUCCUUCAGCCGCAGCUUUGGAGGACGCAGCCAGGCCGCCGCACUGCUAGCUGCCACGGUGCCGGAGCAGAAGACGGCCACUCUGGACGUUAACAACCGCAGUGACCGGACUGAAUGGUGCAGCUGUUACUACCACGGGAACUUCUCGCUCAACUCAGCCUUUGAGAUCAAGCUGCACUGGAUGGCCGUCACUGCUGCAGUGCUCUUUGAGAUGGUCCAAGGGUGGCACAGGAAGGCAGCGUCCUGCGGCUUCCUACUGGUCCCCGUGCUGGAGGUUCCUUUCGCGCUGACGUCGUACCUGUACGGAGAUCCGCUGAGAGCGCAGCUCUUCAUCCCCCUCAACGUCGCCAGUCUGCUGAAGAAUGCCGGGGACAACCUGUUCGAAGGCUUUGAACCGGAGACGUACUGGGACAGGAUGCAGCUCUUCCAGGAGGCCAUACUCUACAGAUUCGGCUUUGUUCACGACAAGUUCUCAGCUUCAGCUUUUAAUUUCCCCUCCGAGAACAAGCCCCAGUACAUCCACGUGACAGGCACCGUGUUCCUGCAGCUGCCGUACUCCAAGAGAAAGUACUCGAGCGGGCAGCAGCGCAGACGCAGAAACUCCACCACCUCCAACAGCCAGGGCCCGUACGGCGGAGAGGAGCGCGUCGGCUACUACUGGGCCUACAACACCAUGCUGACCAAGGUCUGGAGGACGGGCGCGCUGGGCGACGAGAGGCUCGCCGACCGCCUGCUCAGGGACUUCACCGACUUCUGCGCCAACAAGGACAACCGCCUGCUCCACCUGUGGGACAGCUGCCAGGAGAAGAUGAACGCCAGCGCUCCCUGACGCGCAGCUCUUCAUUCUUUAUUUAUCCCACGGAUGCUUACAGUAUUAAAUCAAAUGUUAAGAGUGGAUUCUGCUCGUUCUUUCUUUUCACUUUAUGAAUAACAGACACUAGUUUUUGGGAAGCAGUCUUUGAUCAACGAGUUUCUCCGUUCGGCUUCAGCCCGUCGAGCCACAAGCCCCGGGGAAAAGACACUUUGCUCGCAACAAUCUGCUCACUUGUGUUUGUCAAAGGAUGAUGGUGCUCGUCACACGGUGCCUUCCAGCCUUCCAUCGUUCUAACAGGUAAUCCCCCCCCCCCGAACACGGCCGCUACGCGCCAGGAAAAGGCUGGGGGAAGGUGUUUACCAGUCUGUUCGUUAUGGCGUCACUGUGAGAUCAUGAAGCUUCUACAGAUGCAUAAUACACAAGUGGUGGGAUUAACGGAGCGACAGUGCUAAUUUAAUUACACAAUUCUAAUAAAUAAAUAAAUGUUUAUGAUAUUCAAGCAUUUCUCUGUGUUUCCUUGAAUUGGAUGAACACUUAGUCGCAACUAGUCUUAGUUGCAUUGCUUCCUGCAAGAGGCCCAUUGGGAACAGAUCCCAUCCCCCUCCAACUCAACAGACGUGUCAUUGCAAUACACAAAGGAAAAGAGAGCUCUGCACAGCCCAAAGAAAAUAAACGGCAUCCUGUUUCAGGUCGCAAACCAUUGCCUGAUGAUGUUGGAGCUGACGUUGUCCCAAACUAUCACGUACUUUAUUAUCUUAUUAUUAUCUCCCCCUCUUGUUCAGGGAUGACAUGAGUGUAUAAUGAAAAUGUACAGAAAUAUGUUUGACAUAUGUCACCUUGUUCAACCAUUUUGCAUGUAAAGACUUAUGUGAUGAACUUUUCAACUGAGAGCCAUUAAAAUUAACUUUGAUCAACAUGA